Stegodyphus dumicola is the source of this 2189-nucleotide messenger RNA. RefSeq lists its product as uncharacterized. The record is from RefSeq and is a predicted model, not a curated record. Lineage: Eukaryota; Metazoa; Arthropoda; Arachnida; Araneae; Eresidae.
UACAUGUAUAGCAUAAUACGUUUUCAGUAAAUAAACAACGCGUUUCUAAAAUUAGUCAAUUUAGUUUGAUAUUUAUUCGUACUCAGCAGGGCCGAGAUGACCUCUUAAGUUUAAAUCUCGCCAAUUCUUUCUAUGAAAUUAGGCUCAGUAAUUGAUUUGUGUUGUAAAUUUUCAAUAUCUACUUCAAUUUUACAGGUGGUCCUGCUGUUGUACCCGCACCGAAUGCAGUUGUUCCAGGCUAUUUAGGUCAUCCAGGCUAUGCACUUCCAGGUGGUUCGGCUGCUGCUGCUGCUGCAGCCGCACAGAAUGCAGGUGUUCCAGGCUAUGCACUUCCAGGUGGUUCGGCUGCUGCUGCUGCUGCUGCAGCCGCACAGAAUGCAGGUGUUCCAGGCUAUGCACUUCCAGAUGCCUCUGCUGUUGCGACCGCUCAGGGCUAUGAUCAUGCAGUUUCACAAGCCCGUGCAGACACACUAGCUUACAAUAUUAAACAAAACUAUGAAGCUAAGAAAUUCUUUGGGAGUGCCUCUGGUGCUGCAGGUGCAGCAAGCUCAGGAUUUGUGAAAAGGUCUGUAGAUGGUGAAGGCAAUGCAGAUCCACAAAGCUAUGGAUUUCAAGAUGAAGAAAUCAUUAAAAAGCCAGGCACAAGGAGUCUACUUGCAUAUCCAGAAGCAUUACCUCCCUAUGGGAUGAAUCCUGCUUAUCAUGCGAAUGGAUUAAUAUAUCCUCCAGGUCCUAAAUUUAUCCCAGGUUCACCGUAUUAUCCAGAUCCUCGUUACGCAGCGUAUGGAGACCCGCAUAUAUAUGGAGAUAAUCAUUUUCACGGAAUUCAUGGAAACUACGGAACUGCAGGUUCGGCAGCCGCUGCAGCUGCAGCUGCUCAAAACGCUUAUGGCUACAUGGGUUAUCAUAACUAUGGACUUCAAGGUGGUUCUGCUGCUGCAGCUGCAGCUGCACAGCGUGCAGGUGUUCCAGGAUACGCCUUUCCAGAUGGCUCUGCUGCUGCAGCCGCAGCUGCAGGCGCAGCCGCAGGCGUUCAAACCUUAGAUGAAAGAAGCUAUGAAGUUCAAGGUGGUUCUGCUGCUGCUGCUGCUGCAGCUGCACAGAGUACAGGUGUUCAAGGCUAUGGCCUUAAAGAUGGUUCUGAUGCUGCUGCUGCAGGUGCAGCUGCACAGCGUGCAGGUGUUCCAGGAUACGCCUUUCCAGAUGGCUCUGCUGCUGCAGCCGCAGCUGCAGGCGCAGCCGCAGGCGUUCAAACCUUAGAUGAAAGAAGCUAUGAAGUUCAAGGUGGUUCUGCUGCUGCUUCUGCUGCUGCUGCAGCUGCUCAAGGCUAUGACUUUCAAGGUGACUCUGCUGCUGCAGCUGCAGCCGCAGCGGCAGGCGUUCAAGGCUUAAAUGAAGCAAGGUAUGGAGUUCAAGUCGGCAGACAAGCUUACGGACUGAAUCGAAACUAUGAAGCUUCAAAAAUCGUUACAGGUGCUUCUGGCGCAGCAGGUUUACGAAUGGGACUAAAUGUUGCAUCGGGUUUUCCUGCUCCUCUUUAUCGAGCCUAUAAACCACGUCGUGAUGCAUAUGCGAACAAGGAUUCAUAUGUGAAUGAAAACCCGCAACUUCUUCCAGCUAGUCGCAAAGCUGUUGAUAUUGCUGCUUCAUACGUAGACAGAGAUAUGCGAGGAGAUGAAGAAAUUUAUAAAGAAGAUGCCGCUGCAGCCGCAGGUUUACAAAAUUCAAGAUUUAUGAAAAGGUCUGCAGAUGCUUCUCAAGGCUAUAGAAGUCAACGAAGCUAUGGACUUCAAGUUGGACAAGCCGCACCAGACGCACAGGCAUACGGAAUUAAUCAAAAUUAUGAAUCUGCAAAAAUCAUUGCAGCUGCCUCUGGUCCUGCACAAAGUUCAAGGUUUAUAAAGAGGUCUGUGGAUGGUGAAGGCUAUGCAGGUCUACGAAACUGUGGACUUCAAGGUAAUGCACAAUCAGAAAAUAAUCCUGUAAACGUUUUAACUGCUUUUAACUAAUUCUGGGAAUUAAUGUCCUUUUCACUCAGCAGAAAUACCAAGUUUGCUGAAUAUUUCUAAUUGAUUAAAAUGAGAUACUAGUGUAUGUUACAUAUCUUUUAUUUAAAGUGUACUUCUUAAACCAUGUCUCUUCAAGAAAUAUGUUGCUUUUCUGAUGUAUCUGUAAAGUAAAAAGAUGCA